AUGUGGAUGUCAAAGUCCCACCGGAUUAUUCUCCUCCUCGUCAUCGAUUCCAUGUUCUUCCUCCUCGAACUAAUUGUUGGUUAUUCUGUACACUCGCUGGCAUUGAUAGCGGAUUCUUUUCAUAUGCUUAAUGAUGUUCUAUCACUAUGCGUUGGACUUGGGGCUGUCAAGGUUGCAAACCGGAAGACAAGCUCGAAGAUAUAUACCUAUGGGUGGCAACGAGCAGAAACACUUGGCGCACUGGUAAACGGCGUAUUCCUCGUCGCGUUGUGUCUCUCAAUCUUCCUCGAAGCUAUCCAACGAUUGGUCGAACCGCAAGAGGUUAGAAACCCCAAACUAAUCUGUGUUGUUGGCUGCUUCGGCCUUUUAUCCAACUUUUUUGGGUUGGUGCUUUUCCACGAGCACUCGCAUGGUCAUGACGGACAUUCUCAUGGGCAUAACACGGAGGAGGCGGUGGAUACGGCAGAGCAGGGCUAUGCACAGGAAGUCAGUAGAGAAGCGAUGAGUGAUGAAUCCGGAACCGUCGUUAGUGCAGUGUCAGGAAAUGUAGCCGCCAACCGAUUCGAGGUGGAGCGUGGGGCUACGAAGCAAAAGGGCAGUGUAGAGAAUGGUGUAUCCAAUCCUGCCAGGAAGCGCUCCAACUCUCGUCGGUUCAGUUCAUCGGGACCAAGGGCAUUCCGCGAUGCAGAAGAUAUCCAAAUCCACCCUGCCAUUCUACGUCGGGAUAUCAUCGAAGCCAGUCGCUUUGACGACGAGACAUUUUCCGAAUCAGAUACGGAAUCAAACCGUUCUACUUCAGAACGAACGGGAUUACUUGAUGGACGCAAUGGGGCUACGUAUUCUACAACAAACGUCACACAAGGAGCAGCAAGCCAACCGUCCAAAGACCCGCAUAAGGACCUGCAUGACGCGCACAACCACGCCAAACCAAAGUCCACCGAGGGCAAAAAGGGCCAUUCCCACUCCGACCUUAACAUGCGUGGCAUUUUCCUCCAUGUCGUAGGUGACGCAUUGGGCAACAUCGGUGUCAUCGCCUCAGCUCUCAUAAUCUGGCUGACAAACUACUCCUGGCGCUUCUAUGCGGACCCGGCAAUCUCCCUGGUCAUCACCGUCAUAAUCCUCGCCUCCGCCAUCCCACUCUGCAAAGCCGCAUCGCGCAUCCUCCUCCAAGCCGUCCCUGCUGACUUAAGCAUCGACCACAUCAUAGAAGACAUCCAGGAUCUCCCCGGCGUCCUGAGCUGCCACCACCUGCACGUCUGGCAGCUUAGCGACACAAAACUCGUCUGCUCGUUGCAUAUACAGGUUAGCCAUGAUAUCAAGGGCGAAGGGUCGGACAGGUAUAUGGAGCUAGCGCGGCAGGUGCGCAGGUGUCUGCAUGCGUAUGGGAUCCAUUCGUCAACGAUUCAGCCGGAGUUUUAUCCUGGUAGCGACGCUGAUGAAACGUCUCGUGUGGGAUCGUCUCAUUCUCUGGCUGCUCAGGGUGGGCAGUGUGGCACUGCUCGACAACGCGGUCCUGGUACGUGUGUUGCUGGUGCCAACUGCCUGCUUGAGUGUGGGGUUGAGUGCGCGGCUGGUCGACAGUGUUGUCCUGGUGGCAAGUAG
Messenger RNA from Paracoccidioides brasiliensis Pb18, 1602 nucleotides. RefSeq lists its product as uncharacterized. The transcript has 4 exons. Gene Ontology annotation, biological process: zinc ion transmembrane transport; intracellular zinc ion homeostasis. Gene Ontology annotation, molecular function: zinc ion transmembrane transporter activity. Bases 1 to 1602 code for a protein of 533 amino acids. Gene Ontology annotation, cellular component: membrane. The record is from RefSeq and is a predicted model, not a curated record.